Heteronotia binoei (common prickly gecko) is the source of this 976-nucleotide messenger RNA. It is a transcript of the gene PRRX2, whose product is annotated as paired related homeobox 2. The record is from RefSeq and is a predicted model, not a curated record. The transcript is spliced from 4 exons. NCBI's taxonomy places the organism in Eukaryota, Metazoa, Chordata, Lepidosauria, Squamata, Gekkonidae. Gene Ontology annotation, molecular function: DNA binding; DNA-binding transcription factor activity, RNA polymerase II-specific. Gene Ontology annotation, biological process: regulation of DNA-templated transcription. The coding region runs from base 1 to 759 and encodes 252 amino acids.
AUGGACGCGGGGGGGCCCGCCGCCUACGGCAUGGACAAGCAGUUCGCCCCCAACCCGGUGCGGAUUUUGGAUCCUCCGGACAACCCGCAGGCCAGGAAGAACUUCAGCGUCAGCCACCUCCUGGACCUCGAGGAAGUCGCCGCCGGCAUGAACGGAGCCCCGGAAGGCGGCGUCGCCGAGGCCAGGGAAGGCGGCAAGGGCGGCCCGGAGCCGUCGGGGGGCAGCAGCGGCAGCGAGGCUGGAGGCGCGCUCCAAGAAGGAGAGAGCUUGAGCCCAACCCGCAGCUCUGCCAAACGGAAGAAGAAGCAAAGGAGGAACCGCACAACCUUCAACAGCAGCCAGCUCCAGGCCCUGGAGAGGGUUUUCGAGAGGACCCACUACCCUGAUGCCUUCGUGCGGGAGGAGCUGGCGCGGAGGGUGAGCCUGAGUGAAGCCAGAGUGCAGGUCUGGUUUCAAAACCGAAGAGCCAAGUUCCGCCGUAAUGAGCGAGCCAUGCUAGCCAAUCGGUCGGCGUCUCUCCUGAAAUCCUACAGCCAGGAUGCGGCCAUUGAACAGCCCAUGGCCCCCCGCCCUACCAGCCUGAGCCCGGACUAUCUCUCCUGGUCUACCACAUCCCCCUACAGCACAGUGCCUUCCUACAGUUCCAGCGGUGCCACCACGCCCACCCAAGGGGUGAACAUGGCCAACAGCAUUGCCAGCCUGCGCCUUAAAGCCAAAGAGUUCAGCCUCCAUCAGAACCAGGUGCCCACCGUGAACUGACAGCAGGGCCCUGAGGCAUCAUGGGAAUCCUGCCUCUUGCGUGCCCCAGUCGCGCUCUUCUCCUGCCCCACCCACCAGCAUCGAUUCUGGGUUGCUGAGCAACCCAGACCUCAGUGAUUCAUGCGCCAGCAACGCCAAAUUCCGUCAUGCAGUCUCUUCGUUUCCUUUGUACCCCAGAUGAAGACAGAGGGAGCGUUGACAGAAUUCUGUGAAGCUC